AGUGUCAAAGCGAUAUUUUACUCAAACGUUAUCCACGCUUCGUGCAUCAAUCAUAGAAAGAACCAAAAAAAAGUUCUCGAGUUCCGAAAGCUUAAAAGCAAACAACAGUGAGAAGAAUAAUCAUUUUUUAGUGAACCAUUUUAACUUCCGAGGACGAAAUGAUAAAAUUUUUGGCCAUAACCGCAUUGUUAGUAGCCUUCGUACAAUGUCAGGAGACGUUAGAAGAAGAGUCACGAGCCGCUAAAUUUGAUGAGCGUAAGGAGAAACGAGGAAUCGCAUUAAAUUUGGGAUCAGGAGUUGAGGGUUACAGUUAUUUAGGUCCAUCGUAUGCACGUGGUGUCAACAGAGUUGGCGCCUACACACCAGGCGCUGAAUACGGUUACGAUGGAGUGAAUUACGGCUAUGGAGCGUCAAACUUCGCUGGUGGAUUCCAAACUGGCUACCAAGGUUACAAUCAACCCAUUGGAAGUUAUCCAUAUCGUGGCAGUUACCCAGGCGCCUAUUCAUUCCAAAGACAGAACUCAGUGCCUGUCAACACAUACCCAUUGGGUGGAAUAGGAACAGUUGGACCUUAUGGCGGAGCUUAUGGAGGAUUUAAUGGAUAUCCCGGAUCGUUAAAUGGUUUAGGUUUUGGCGGUGGAUAUCAACAGCUAGGAUAUCAGCAGCCAGGAUAUCAGCAGCCAGGAUAUGUACAACCAGGCUAUCAAGGAGGCAUCUUUUAGACACGUGCAAUGAACCACAAAAUCCGAAACAUUCCGAACGACCACAGAAAAUUGGUUUUCGAAUGAAAUUUGUUUAAAUUGUCUGCGACUGGAAUUAGCAAAUAAAAUUUUUCACUUUUAUUUAUUAAUUUAUUGAAAAAAAAAUCUUAA
This is a messenger RNA of Clunio marinus, 872 nucleotides long. NCBI's taxonomy places the organism in Eukaryota, Metazoa, Arthropoda, Insecta, Diptera, Chironomidae. The record is from the annotation of a GenBank genome assembly.